AUGGCUUCAAAAACCUUCACAAAUCUCUUACUCUGGCAUAUUAUGAAUCUCCGCAGUGAGCAUAUUCGUCCAAAACUUCUUGUCACUGGCGAUGAAUUGAGCCAACACACGAAUGUCCUUAAAAUCGAUAUUGGUAUUCGUGUUGAACGCCUCCACCGGAAUAUAUUUCUCCGUCUUCGAUCCGUUUUCGAACGCCCUCAAAUGGGUUUCCCACGAGUACGACAAGCCGAGUCGUUUCUCUUUCGCCUCGCCGCACCUCACGACUUUCAGAUAAUCGAAGCAGUUAUUCAAAGCGAACUUCUUCAGAUCACUAUUGACCCCCGAAGUGGCAGAUUUUGGACGGAAAACGUCGAUUUUUGGAGAGAAUCUGGAUUCCCAGGACGACAACAAGGAAAUACAAUUCCAGGACCUGUUGGACGACACCUGGUUUUCAAGGAGAAAACGGAUUCUCACCAGGAAUUCGAUUCAAGAGAGAACUUGUGGGAGCCGGUUUACCAAGACAACCAGGAUUCUCGGGAUAUCCAGAGAGAAGGGACUUCCAGGAUUUCUAGUAAUCCGCGGAGAGAAGUGAAUGCCAAGACUGGAUGGGCCACCAGGAAGAUUUCUAGUAGGCCAAAGCAAGCUGUGGGCGGAUAUUCCUUGUUGUACAUUGAUGGAAACUAG
Molecule: messenger RNA, 663 nt
Organism: Caenorhabditis remanei
Lineage: Eukaryota; Metazoa; Nematoda; Chromadorea; Rhabditida; Rhabditidae
Exons: 5
Coding region: 1-663 (220 amino acids)
Source: RefSeq, a predicted model, not a curated record